This is a messenger RNA of Carya illinoinensis, 1948 nucleotides long. RefSeq names its product E3 ubiquitin-protein ligase RGLG3-like. The record is from RefSeq and is a predicted model, not a curated record. The transcript is spliced from 12 exons. Lineage: Eukaryota; Viridiplantae; Streptophyta; Magnoliopsida; Fagales; Juglandaceae. Bases 420 to 1736 code for a protein of 438 amino acids.
AAAAAAAAACACAUUUCAGCUUUGAAAGUUUUGUUUUUUGUAAGUGAAUUUGUUUGAUUGCAACGGGUUGCGGUUGAAACUAGAUAUUGAGACGUUUUUGGCAUUACGUUUCAUUAUGGAGAUAAUAGUUAUGACUUAAAAAUGUUCGAUAAAAACUGGACAUCGAUCACCAUGUGUAACAAGGAAUUCUAGAGAGUGUGCUGGAAAUUGUUUUAUUCUAACAGAUUAGGAAGAAUUCUCGGGAAAAGGAUAAAACUUCUGGGUGUCGACUUUAUUUUUACGGGGCCGCGCUUAUAUGAUGAGAGAAGCUUGCUGAUUGAAGAAUAAGAGUCUUCAAUAGUUAAUGUUUAUGGAACCAAAGUACAUAUUUCGAGGCUGUUUAAAUUUGAGAGGCUGAUUUAUGUCAGUGAUAUCCAGAUAUGGGAAAUGGAGAGUCAACAUAUGAGGAUCCUUAUGAUGACUUUCAGCCACCUUCUCAUGCGAGAAGUUCAAUGGAUACUUACCAUCAACCAUAUAAUCCUCAAGAUGAGUUUCAGCAUCAUCCUUCUUCUCAUGCAGGAAGUUCAAUGGAUACUUACCAUCAACCAUACGAUAAUCCUCAGGAUGACUUUCAUCAUUAUCCUCCUUCUCAUGUAAAAAGUUCGGCGGAUACUUACCAUCAGCAUAAGCAGCACCCUGCAUACAUAGCUGAUAACUUCAGCUCUUUGGAUCAGGUUAUAUCUGCAUUAAGAGAAGCUGGGCUUGAAUCAUCAAAUUUGAUACUUGGUAUUGACUUCACAAAGAGCAAUGAGUGGACAGGAAAGCAUUCAUUCAACAGGAAAAGCCUUCAUGCAAUUGGUAGCAUACCUAAUCCAUAUGAGCAAGCAAUCUCUAUAAUUGGCCGCACGUUGUCUCCUUUCGAUGAAGAUAAUUUGAUACCUUGUUUUGGGUUUGGCGAUGCAACAACACAUGAUAAACAAGUGUUCAGCUUUUAUACCGAUCAACGACAGUGUCAUGGUUUUGAGGAAGCACUAGCACGUUAUAGAGAGAUUGUUCCAUACUUAAAGCUGGCAGGUCCAACUUCAUUUGCCCCAAUAAUUGAUGUGGCAAUUGACAUUGUGGAGAGAACCAAUGGGCAAUAUCAUGUUCUAGUCAUUAUUGCAGAUGGACUGGUUACCAGAAGUAUUGACACGCCACCUGGAAUGUUCAGUCCACAAGAAAAGGCAACUGUAGACUCCAUAGUUGCUGCUAGCCAAUAUCCUCUCUCGAUCAUUUUGGUUGGAGUGGGGGAUGGACCAUGGGAUGCAAUGCAGCAAUUUGACAAUAACAUUCCACAACGGUCAUUUGACAAUUUCCAGUUUGUCAACUUCACAAAAGUCACGACUGAGAACACAGAAGCAUCAAAGAAGGAAACAGCCUUUGCACUUGCUGCCCUCAUGGAAAUUCCAUUUCAGUACAGGGCAACGCAAAGACUAGUCGAUAGAGGGUCAGUGGCUGCUCCACAUACAAGACCUCUUCCGCCCCCACCUGAAGUGAUUGAACAUGAUAAUGAAGUCAAAUCAGUCCCAAUUGUGACGCACUUUAAACCAGUUGAGGCUUCAGCUCCAGAGGAACCAGUCUGCCCCAUUUGCCUGACAAAUCCAAAGAACCUUGCUUUUGGAUGUGGUCAUACGACUUGCAAGGAUUGCGGUGUGAACCUAUCAUUGUGCCCCAUGUGUCGGGAGCCCAUAACAACACGCCUGCGACUCUUUACUUGAUUGCUUUCCUCGGUAUUUACGAGGACAUGAAUAAAAGUCCUACAGCAACACCAACAUUGUUCUGUUGUUCAUAACUUUCCCAUUUGUAAAUAUUUAAAUUGUUUAAAACUAUAUAGAACGGGCUGGGGAUGCUAUGUCAGAUUUUAGAACCAUUUGUUCAUGAAUAAUUGAUCCUAUAAAGGUUAUAUAUAUACAUGUUAAUUUUAUGUUGA